This is a messenger RNA of Selaginella moellendorffii, 1338 nucleotides long. RefSeq lists its product as uncharacterized. The transcript has 3 exons. Lineage: Eukaryota; Viridiplantae; Streptophyta; Lycopodiopsida; Selaginellales; Selaginellaceae. The coding region runs from base 1 to 1338 and encodes 445 amino acids. The record is from RefSeq and is a predicted model, not a curated record.
AUGGAUCCUGAGCGGAAGAACCGAGUUGAUGUGGCUAUCGGAAGAUUUUUUUGGAAUGAACACAUUCCAUUUGUCAAGGCUCAGUCACCUUACUUCCUCAACAUGAUACAGGAAGUUGCCAGGCAUGGUAUGCCUUAUGCACCACCAAAAUAUGAUGAUCUCCGGGAUGAGCUUUUGGUGAAAGAGAAACGAUUCAUUGAUAUUGAGAUGGCGUCCUUGAGGAAGCAGUGGGAGCAGAGGGGUGCAACCAUAUGCGCAGACGGGUGGGCAGAUAGGAGGAAUCGGCAUAUCAUGGGGCUUGUGGCAUAUAGUCAAGGACGAGGAGCUUUUUUGAAGGCUAUCGACAUUUCCUUAACAGGAAAAACAGCUGAAAAUACUCUGCGCUGCUGGGAAGAAGGCAUUAACAUUGUAGGUGUAGAGAACGUUGUCAUGGUUGUGACCGAUGGGGAAAAUGCAAACAGAGCAGCAGCAGCACUUUUGCAACAGAGGUACCCGAAAAUUCAAUGGGCAGCAUGUUUUGCCCAUUGCUUGAACAAUGCCUUGAAAGACUUCGGUGUACUUCCAUGGAUGGCAACACUUCUGGAGCGUGGAAAGUCUUUGGUGAUCUUCGUUAGAAACCACUCUCAUAUAGUGGCACUGCUGGCGGAGUUUACUCACAAAGCAAGGCCUGAGUCGAAGUCGAGAGCAGGAAGGGACAGUUAUGCAACGGUUUUUGAUGACAGUUUCUGGCAACAGGUUAAGGACAUGCUAGAGGUGUCCAAGGAUGUUAUGCUGCUUCUUCGUGUUGUGGACGGUGAUAUACCUGCGAUUGGAAAGAUAUAUGAGUGCAUGAACAGGUUGGAUGCAAGUUUAGAGGAAGGACAGUCGGAUUAUGGCAGGUACAGGGAACUUCAUCAGAUCAUGUCUAAUAGGUGGCAUGAGUAUCACUCGCUCAUGCACUCGGUGGCGUACAUGUUGGACCCCGAGUUUCAGGAGUAUGAAAAGCAUGCUAACAGAGAGGUCAUGAAGGACUGGAAUGCUUAUCUGCUGGCCAUGUUUACAUCCAGUGAGAGGGAUGUGAUAUGUGAUGAGCUUUUAACUUACUGGAGGAUAGGAGGCAUUUUCAACUCAUAUGAUGCUAAGGCUGAUCGCACUAAGAGGGGAGCUGUACGUUGGUUGUUAACCUGCAAAAAUGAUCGUGAUUACGACAAGUUUGUAAGCUACAAAGUCCUGGAGACAGUUCCUCAUCCUGAAGACGAGCUUGAGUCAGGACAGGAAGAGGAAGAUGGAGAUGAUGUCGAAGAUUGUGAGGUCGAAGAUCAUGAGGUUGAAGAUGACGAUGAGAUGCAGGAUAUUUGA